CUAAAUCUAUAUAUAUCAUUUUCAAUCUUGACUUAGUCCUUUAGAAAAUUCCACUAGCUCUCUCUUUGUCUCCCAUUUGAUUUUUAUAUUCUGGUUUAUUUUUGUUUAAUCAAAAUAUUAUCUACUCUGCUUUAACUCGAACCAACCCCCACAAAAAGAAACAACUUUUCAGAUAUCAAUCAUGUUCUCUCCAGUACUCUUCAGAUUCUCUAAACCCGAUUCUUUUCUGGUCUUGCUCUUUUUCUUGACCUUUUUUCACCAGCUACCUUGUGCUUUAAGUAAAGGAGAGGUUAGGUUAUGUGAUACUCUGUUUCAGUGUGGGAAUCUCACAGCCGGUUUCCCUUUCUGGGGAGGGGGUCGACCAGAACCAUGUGGUCAUCCUUCUUUGGUGCUUCACUGUCACGAGAGCAAGACUUCCCUGAUUAUCUCAGAUCAGAUGUACCGUGUUCUCCAAAUAGACAAUUCAUCUAACACUCUUAGACUUGCGAGGCAAGACUUUUUAAAUGAAUCAUUCUGCUCUGCUACAUUCACCGGCACAACGUUGACUUCUGAACUCUUCGAGCUUUUGCCAGACUAUAAGACCCUCUUUGUUUACUACCGCUGUAACCCUACAUAUCAUAAUCCCACAAAUUUUUCAUGUCCAAAUAUUGGUCUUGCCUCGGUGCAUCAGGAUAAUAACUACCAUGAACACUGUAGCGCGAGUUUCGACAUAACUGUUCCAACGACUUAUGAUCUGGGCGAGGAUGCUUUGAAUUUGACCCAUUUAGGAAGUGUACUAAGAUAUGGAUUCAAGGUGAAGCUGAAGAUUGAUGAGAGACUGUGCCAAGGAUGUCAAACCAGUGGUGGAAUCUGUGAAUACCGUGUUGCAACUCCGGUUUGUUGCAAGAGAAACUCGUCAUCAGAAAUCAAAUGCACUUCGAUGAUUCCAUCUGGUACCACUGUUGAUGAGCGUCACAUAAAGUGCACUCCUGGGUUUAAAUGCGGCAAUCAUACAGAGCUCUAUUAUCCAUUCUGGACAGCUGAUAGAGAAGAGUGCGGUCACCCGGAUUUCAAGGUCAACUGCAGCGGAGAUCUUGCCGAGUUUAGUAUAUCCUCGGCGGUUAAGUUCCAAAUCCUUGAGAUGAACUAUGAGUCUCGUAUAAUAAGACUUGCCAGAAAGGAUUAUCUCAACAAUCUUUGUCCCGAGGACUCUGAGAGCGCACCAAUCAACCAAGAUGUUCUUCCAUUUUAUAAAGACACUGAAUUGCUAACUCUCUUCUACGACUGCCCUGUUCCAACUGUAGAUUUUCAUCUUGGUGAUCACAUUAGUCAGCUGCAGUGUGGGGAUGAUACUGAUGAGAAAAUUUACUUUAUGAGAAAAGAGAUCUCAUCUUCACAGGAGUUGGUUGGAGCAAAAGAGGUUAGGUCAUCCUGCAAAAAGACCAUCGAACUUCCAGUUUCUCGAUCUGCCUUUAAAACAACAGAGAUAAAUCAGAGUCCGGAUACUAUAAAGAAAGCUCUUGGUAAAGGGUUCGAGCUUAAAUUCAAUCGUGAUUGUUCCCGAUGCGUAAAAUCAAAGGGGGCUUGUGGAUACAAUCGGCACUCGAGAGAAUUCGUUUGCUAUUGUAUAAAUGAGCCACACAAGCAUUCUUGUGGAAAUAUGGGUCUCUCCAAAAAAGCGAAAAUAGGCAUCGGUUUUGCUUGUGGAUUCUUGGGUGCCAUUCUUAUCGUCGGAUGUUUGUUCUGCAUCUUCAUCCGGAGAAGGAAGAAACUAUCAGGUCAACACACAAACAAAGGCAUAUCAACAGCAACGACUUACUCGAGCAAUACAACUUCAACAACAAUAUCCGGCAGCAAUCAUUCUCUUGUCCCUUCAAUGUCUAACCUUGCAAACAGCGUCUACUUUGGAGUUCAACUCUUCAGCUACGAAGAACUCGAAGAAGCCACUGAAAAUUUCUCAAAAGAGCUUGGAGAUGGAGGCUUCGGUACUGUCUACUACGGUACACUAAAAGACGGACGAGCUGUAGCAGUAAAACGACUCUACGAAAGAUCAUUAAAACGCGUUGAGCAAUUCAAGAACGAAAUCGAGAUCUUGAAGUCGUUAAAACACCCAAACCUAGUCAUCCUAUACGGAUGCACAACAAGACACAGCAGAGAGCUACUCCUAGUAUACGAAUACAUCUCCAAUGGCACACUAGCUGAACAUCUCCAUGGAAACCAAGCACAAUCUCGUCCUCUUCUCUGGCCUACUCGACUCCAAAUCGCCAUCGAAACCGCAAGCGCAUUGUCCUUUCUCCACACCAAAGGAAUCAUACACAGAGACGUCAAGACUACUAACAUUCUUCUAGAUAGCAAUUACGAAGUGAAAGUCGCUGAUUUCGGACUCUCACGGCUUUUUCCAACGGAUCAAACUCACAUCUCCACCGCACCACAAGGCACUCCAGGAUAUGUAGAUCCUGAGUACUACCAAUGUUACCGUCUCAACGAGAAGAGCGACGUGUACAGCUUCGGAGUCGUACUCACCGAACUAAUCUCAUCGAAAGAAGCUGUAGACAUCACACGACACCGCCACGAUAUUAACCUAGCGAACAUGGCGAUUUCGAAAAUCCGAAACGACGCCGUUCACGAGCUCGCGGAUCUAUCACUCGGAUUCGAGAGAGAUGUUUCGGUGAAGAAGACGAUGACGUCGGUUGCUGAAUUAGCGUUCCGGUGUUUGCAACAGGAGAGAGAGGUAAGGCCAUCGAUGGAUGAGAUCGUUGAGGUUUUGAGAGGGAUUCAGAAGGAAGGGAUGCGAGAUUCGAAAGAUGUUGUUGUUGAGAUUGAUGUUAACGGUGGUGGUGAUGAAGUUGGAUUGUUGAAACAUGGUGUUGUUCCUCCGCCGUUGUCGCCGGAGACUGAUAAAAUGACGGCGAGUAGUUCGAAUACGACGGCGAGUUCGUUUUGAGGAGUGUAGGAACUAGGAAGAGACUCUGGACCUCACGCAGGGUUCAGUUUAUUGUCUGUAAAUAAAAUAUAUAUAUAUAUAUAUAUAUAUUGUGUGUUAAAUUUCACCUUUUCCCUUUUGGUUUUUUUUUUUUUUUGUUAACUUGUUUGAUUUUGCACCCCCAAUAGAAUCAAUCCAACUAUUUUUAUUU
Camelina sativa (false flax) is the source of this 3113-nucleotide messenger RNA. RefSeq names its product LEAF RUST 10 DISEASE-RESISTANCE LOCUS RECEPTOR-LIKE PROTEIN KINASE-like 1.3. The record is from RefSeq and is a predicted model, not a curated record. Gene Ontology annotation, molecular function: polysaccharide binding; ATP binding; protein kinase activity. Lineage: Eukaryota; Viridiplantae; Streptophyta; Magnoliopsida; Brassicales; Brassicaceae. Gene Ontology annotation, biological process: protein phosphorylation.